GUUUCAUUUCCUGUCGUGAAAACCAUCGGUCAGGGCAAAGAGAGUUAGAUCUCAAGUUUAUKUCAAAAUUAACUUAAGGAACAGAUUGAAGAGUAUUUUACGGUGUUCCAGGUAAAGGUAGCUCAAUGGGCUGUUGUUUUAGUGGCGAUAAAGACGCCGAAAAGCAGGGAGUUGUGAAUGAGAGAUCACCUCUACUCUCAGGUGAACAGUCUGCACCAAUACCAAACAACCACAGACCAAGAGAGGAUGGUGCUCAGAAUGGAUCAACUCCUUUAUCAAAGACAGAUGAACAAUCAAUGUUGAAUAAAAUCUUACAUCAAACAGCGAACAAAGUGAUUGAUGUACAAUCAACAGAACCACAUAGUUUAGAAAGAACAGAAUACAUGGAAAGAACAAGAUUAUAUCUAUCAAAGAUGUCCAAUGUUAAUACAUCACAAGUACCAAAAGGAAAGAACUUGCCACAAGGUGUUAAUGUUCCUAAUGCAGUUUUAGCUGCUAAUCCUGUUUCAAUAGCUGAUAUCAAAUUGACCAUAACWGCUUCUAAAGGAGCCCAAGCAUCAUUAUCUGGAUUUCAAAUAGAACACAGAGAACCUUUGGUAGUAUCGUUUGGAUCGACAUAGCAUAAACAUAGAUCAUCAAAGAUAGAAUGAUAUUAGGAAUUAAAAACUUGUAAUGCACUGAUCAAGUCAGUGAUGAUUAAUUUCUUCAAUGCGUCUAAAAGACUGGAUUUAAAAACCAGUCAUUGUUGUAUUGUAAAUCUAUAAAAAGUCCAUGAACUCUUCAGGCUGGUUGUUAUUCCGACCUACAUCGAACUUCUGUCAGAUUCUGUUGAARGCUAUAUUUGUAUAAGACUCAUUUUCAAAAUUACAUUUCAUUCAUGCAAAGUGUUCAGUUGUUGGAAUUUGAAUAGAAUAGAAAAAUGUGAAAAUCAGUUAUAAACCUGAUUUAAUAGCUCAAUGUGUAAAAAUAACUAAUCCUGGGCCAGUUAAAUGAAUGAUAAUACAAUUCAUACACACCUGACAAACUUUAGACAUAAUAUGCUGCAUGAGAAACUGGGUAARGCAUCAAUAAUCUAUAAUAAGAAAUAAUAGCAAUAUAGACCCAGAGCAAACAGAUGGUUUUCUUUGUUGGGUACUUACAGGAAUAAUAGAGUAAUUAGACCUGUAUAGUGUGUGAGAUAAAAGAAUUAAUAACCAAUAAAGAUUUUAUAUUACUUUAUUAGAAAAUGCA
This is a messenger RNA of Exaiptasia diaphana, 1230 nucleotides long. RefSeq names its product ragulator complex protein LAMTOR1. Gene Ontology annotation, cellular component: lysosome; Ragulator complex; late endosome membrane. Gene Ontology annotation, molecular function: guanyl-nucleotide exchange factor activity; molecular adaptor activity. Bases 126 to 620 code for a protein of 164 amino acids. The record is from RefSeq and is a predicted model, not a curated record. Gene Ontology annotation, biological process: regulation of receptor recycling; lysosome organization; positive regulation of TOR signaling. The transcript has 6 exons. Lineage: Eukaryota; Metazoa; Cnidaria; Anthozoa; Actiniaria; Aiptasiidae.